Molecule: messenger RNA, 1128 nt
Organism: Mollisia scopiformis
Lineage: Eukaryota; Fungi; Ascomycota; Leotiomycetes; Helotiales; Mollisiaceae
Exons: 1
Coding region: 1-1128 (375 amino acids)
Source: RefSeq, a predicted model, not a curated record
AUGUCGACCUUCACUCCGAUCAAUCAGCCAGCAACUGCACCGGCAGCUGUUGAGACAACCCAGCCUCCCAUCGAUGCUUCUGCGUUGUGGAGCCACGUCUCAUAUGAGUACGUGCUUAGGCAAGACACUCCUCAGUGGGCAAUCGAUUUCCAACCAGGCAUGCUUGCCAGACUGGGUCUAAAGCACGGAGAGUAUGACGUUGGUCCUCGAACCAUCGAAGGACACUCCUCGCAACCUCGUCUUUGUUCAAAGACCAGGCCAAGCAUGGAAUACAUGGCGUAUUGCAUCCUCGCACGCAUGCCUGGCGGCAAGGCGACCAAAGCUGUACUUAUUCAGAUGGGCAGGGAAUGGACAGGGAAAGACAAGGAACCCUCAAAGCCCUCAAAGCGUUCAAAGCCCUCAGCGUCUCGGGCGAAGUUCUCUCCUUGCAACACUGGAACUACUUUCACGGGCAUCGAAAUGCCCGGUAAGGUUUCCAAGUUGAUUCGAAUCGCAACCACGGCCGAAGUGGCGGCAGCGGUAGCGGUAGAAAAGGCAAAAGCAGCGGCAGCAGAGAGAAAAGCAGCAGAGGAAGAAGCGGCUAGACAAGCUGCACAGGAACAAGCAGCCCAAGGAUCUUCGGCCACCGCUACCCCCGAGCCAGCAUUGCAAAAACCAGGAAAGCGCGGCCAUGACUCUAACAUGAACAAGUCUAAUGACAAGCAAAAUAUCUCUGCUCCCUCGUCUUCCAAGAGGCCGAGAGUCAUGAGCAAGAAGACAAAGCCCGAACAGGCUCGUCCAGCUCCGGCUCCUGAGACUCCGGAGCCCAGCUCUCCACUUCGAGUUGAUACGUCUCCCUUGUGGGAGGAAGUCCUGAACAAGAAGCCAGAGGAGGAAGAAAGUGUUCCUGCUCUUCCUACUCUUGCUGCUCUUCGUGUCUUUCCUGCUCUGGUUCCUGAGGUUCAUCUGGAGCCCAGCUUCUCCAACCCACUUGGCCACACGGUUUCGUACGAUUCCUGGAAGGCUGAAACUGACGCGCUCUCACACGAGUUCGUGGCUCUGAGUCGCGAGAUCAGAGAUUGCCUUUUUUUCUACAUCAACACGGAGAAGGCAGAACAAGUUGCUGCUCAGGCUUCUGAGACUCUUUAA